CUACUCCAUUGAUGGCUACAGGUUCCAAAUUAUGCUGAAGAUGACAAAGGACUACUUUGGUGCCUUUGUCUGUCUGGUUUCUGGCUCCAAUGACGACAAGCUGCAGUGGCCUUGUCCUUGGAGGCAGGUGACCAUCGAGGCACUUGACCAGAACUCCCACCUCCAGCACCGCAUGUCUGCUCAGAUCAGCAUGACCACAGACCCAACGCAGAUGGGACAGAAUGCGUCUAUCUGGGGGAACCCGCGUCAUGUGGGAGUUUUGGACGAGAGCUCAGAGGGUGACUAUGUUACAGACGGUUGGGGCUACAAGCUCUUCAUGACCCAUAAGGAGAUGAGGUCUAGAGAGUUCCUUAAGGAAGAGGAUAUGUUCUUCCUCAUAUCAAUGCAAGACAUCUCGUCGCUGGCUCAGGGGAACGCUCUUCCAUGUCCCAACUAUGCUGCUGCAGAUACGCAUCAAGAGUCACCAGAUGCAUAACCAGAGCUGCUUCAGCAGGCUACAGCUCACACUUGAGUGCAGCUUUGGACUGAUGAU
Engraulis encrasicolus (European anchovy) is the source of this 532-nucleotide messenger RNA. Its product is annotated as meprin A subunit beta-like. The record is from RefSeq and is a predicted model, not a curated record. NCBI's taxonomy places the organism in Eukaryota, Metazoa, Chordata, Actinopteri, Clupeiformes, Engraulidae. Gene Ontology annotation, molecular function: protein binding. Bases 32 to 475 code for a protein of 147 amino acids. The transcript is spliced from 3 exons.